Acanthosepion pharaonis is the source of this 3318-nucleotide messenger RNA. Lineage: Eukaryota; Metazoa; Mollusca; Cephalopoda; Sepiida; Sepiidae. The record is from the annotation of a GenBank genome assembly.
AUGCAGAAACAAUUGGUAAAUUUAGUUUAUAACUUGGACAUUAAUAAAUUUUAUUUUCAAUUUCUUUUUUUUUCUCCUUUUGUCUUUGUUCUUUAUCAAUUUAUUUCUCUUUCAUUUCUUCUCUCCUUAUUUUCUUUAAAAAUCUCCUCCUACCCUUCUCUUUCAUUUCCUCUCUCUCCUCUUCUUAUUUUCUUUCACAAUCUUCUCUUACCCUUUCCUUCUUCUUUUUCACUUCUCUUUCAUUUCCUCUCUCUCCUCUUCUUAUUUUCUUUCACAAUUUCCUCCUACCCUUUCCUUCUUCUUUUUCACUUCUCUUUCAUUUCCUCUCUCUCCUCUUCAUAUUUUCUUUUACAAUCUCCUCCUACCCUUUCCUUCUUCCCUCCUUCUUUUUCACUUCUCUUUCAUUUCCUCUCUCUUCUCUUCUUAUUUUCUUUCACAAUUUCCUCCUACCCUUUUCCUUCUUCUUUUUUCACUUCUCUUUCAUUUCCUCUCUCUCCUCUUCUUAUUUUCUUUUUACAAUUUCCUCCUACCCUUUCCUCCUUCUUUUUCACUUCUCUUUCAUUUCCUCUCUCUCAUCUUCUUAUUUUCUUUUACAAUCUCCUCCUACCCUUUCCUUCUUCUUUUUCACUUCUCUUUCAUUUCCUCUCUCUCCUCUUCUUAUUUUCUUUCACAAUUUCCUCCUACCCUUUCCUUCUUCUUUUUCACUUCUCUUUCAUUUCCUCUCUCUCCUCUUCAUAUUUUCUUUUACAAUCUCCUCCUACCCUUUCCUUCUUCCAUCCUUCUUUUUCACUUCUCUUUCAUUUCCUCUCUCUCCUCUUCUUAUUUUCUUUCACAAUUUCCUCCUACCCUUUCCUUCUUCCUCCUUCUUUUUCACUUCUCUUUCAUUUCCUCUCUCUCCUCUUCUUAUUUUCUUUCACAAUUUCCUCCUACCCUUCCUUCUUCUUUUCACUUCUCUUUCAUUUCCUCUCUCUCCUCUUCUUAUUUUCUUUUUUUACAAUUUCCUCCUACCCUUUCCUUUUCUUCCUCCUUCUUUUUUCUCUUUCAUUUCCUCUCUCUCCUCUUCUUAUUUUCUUUUACAAUCUCCUCCUACCCUUUCCUUCUUCCUCAUUCUUUUCACUUCUCUUUCAUUUCCUCUCUCUCCUCUUCUUAUUUUCUUUUCACAAUUUCCUCCUACCCUUUCCUUCUUCUUUUUCACUUCUCUUUCAUUUCCUCUCUCUCUUUUCUUAUUUUCUUUUACAAUUUCCUCCUACCCUUUCCUUCUUCCUCCUUCUUUUUCACUUCUCUUUCAUUUCCUCUCUCUCCUCUUCUUAUUUUCUUUUACAAUCUCCUCCUACCCUUUCCUUCUUCCUCCUUCUUUUUCACUUCUCUUUCAUUUCCUCUCUCUCCUCUUCUUAUUUUCUUUUUACAAUCUCCUUCUACCCCCUUCUUCCGUCUUCUUUUUUUUUCUCUUUCAUUUCCUCUCUCUCCUUUCAUAUUUUCUUUUUACAAUUUCCUCCUACCCUUUCCUUCUUUUUUUUCACUUCUCUUUCAUUUCCUCUCUCUCCUCUUCUUAUUUUCUUUUACAAUUUCCCUACCCUUUCCUUCUUCCUCCUUCUUUUCACUUCUCUUUCAUUACCUCUCUCUCCUCUUCUUAUUUUCUUUUACAAUUUCCUCCUACCCUUUCCUUCUUCUUUUUCACUUCUCUUUCAUUUCCUUUCUCUCCUCUUCAUAUUUUCUUUUACAAUCUUCUCUUACCUUUUCCUUCUUCUUUUUCACUUCUCUUUCAUUUCCUCUCUCUCCUCUUCUUAUUUUCUUUUACAAUCUUCUCUUACCCUCUCCUCUUCUUAUUUUCUUUCACAAUUUCCUCCUACCCUUUCCUUCUUCUUUUUCACUUCUCUUUCAUUUCCUCUCUCUCCUCUUCAUACUUUCUUUUACAAUCUCCUCCUACCCUUUCCUUCUUCCCUCCUUCUUUUUCACUUCUCUUUCAUUUCCUCUCUCACCUCUUCUUAUUUUCUUUCACAAUUUCCUCCUACCCGUUCCUUCUUCUUUUUCACUUCUCUUUCAUUUCCUCUCUCUCCUCUUCAUAUUUUCUUUUACAAUCUCCUCCUACCUUUCCUUCUUCCAUCCUUCUUUUUCACUUCUCUUUCAUUUCCUCUCUCCCUCUUCUUAUUUUCUUUUACAAUUUCCUCCUACCCUUUCCUUCUUCCCUCCUUCUUUUUCACUUCUCUUUCAUUUCCUCUCUCUCCUCUUCUUAUUUUCUUUCACAAUUUCCUCCUACCCUUUCCUUCUUCCCCUCCUUCUUUUCACUUCUCUUUCAUUUCCUCUCUCUCUUUCUUAUUUUCUUUCACAAUUUCCUCCUACCCUUUCCUUCUUCCGUCCUUCUUUUUCACUUCUCUUUCAUUUCCUCUCUCUCCUCUUCUUAUUUUCUUUCACAAUUUCCUCCUACCCUUUCCUUCUUCUUUUUCACUUCUCUUUCAUUUCCUCUCUCUCCUCUUCUUAUUUUCUUUCACAAUUUCCUCCUACCCUUUCCUUCUUCUUUUUCACUUCUCUUUCAUUUCCUCUCUCUCCUCUUCAUAUUUUCUUUUACAAUCUUCUCUUACCCUUUCCUUCUUCUUUUUCACUUCUCUUUCAUUUCCUCUCUCUCCUCUUCUUAUUUUCUUUUACAAUCUCCUCUUACCCUCUCCUCUUCUUAUUUUCUUUCACAAUUUCCUCCUACCCUUUCCUUCUUCUUUUUCACUUCUCUUUCAUUUCCUCUCUCUCCUCUUCAUAUUUUCUUUUACAAUCUCCUCCUACCCUUUCCUUCUUCCCUCCUUCUUUUUCACUUCUCUUUCAUUUCAUCUCUCUCCUCUUCUUAUUUUCUUUCACAAUUUCCUCCUACCCUUUCCAUCUUCUUUUUCACGUCUCUUUCAUUUCCUCUCUCUCCUCUUCAUAUUUUCUUUUACAAUCUUCUCUUACCCUUUCCUUCUUCUUUUUUCACUUCUCUUUCAUUUCCUCUCUCUCUCUUCUUAUUUUCUUUUACAAUCUCUUCUUACCCUCUCCUCUUCUUAUUUUCUUUUUUCAAUUUCCUCCUACCCUUUCCUUCUUCUUUUUCACUUCUCUUUCAUUUCCUCUCUCUCCUCUUCAUAUUUUCUUUUACAAUCUCCUCCUUUUCCUUCUCUCCCUUUCCUUCUUCCUCCUUUCUCCUUUUUUCACUUCUCUUUUCAUUUCCUCUCUCACCUCUUCUUAUUUUCUUUCUCAAUUUCCUCCUACCCUUUCCUUUUCUUUUCCUUUCUUUUUCACUUCUUCUUUCAUUUCCUCUCUCUCUCUUAUUUUCUUAUUUCCUCUCUCUCCUCUUCUUAA